UUUCCCCACUUCAUAAUGAUUCAACUGAAUUUUUUGGUUUAUCAAUUGUCCUGAGGUUUAGUUUUUUUAUUUUCUGUUCUCUUUCCAUAUUCAUUAAAAACUACCAUCUUGUAUGGCUAUGUAAGAAAAGUUUCCAAAUUGGGAAUUGGAUUCUUUUCUUUUUUUCCAGUAUUUUGCUGGUUAUGCAACUCUCCCUUGUCUCUUACGUUAAAACUGAAUGGGAGAAAGCUUGGUGCUCUCUGGUUCUAAGGCAGUGACCUAUUGAAAGGAGAGUUUAGCUAUGUCUAAUUUUACAAUGCCAGUUCCCCUUGUGCCGUAUCCGACACCGCCGGCGCCUUACAUUCCUCCUGCAGCCAAUGGUGGUCAAAGCCAGCUUGUAUGUUCGGGAUGUCAAAAUUUGUUGCUGUAUCCUAUUGGAGCAACCUCCGUGUGCUGUGCAGUUUGCAAUGCAGUAACAGCAGUGCCACCUCCAGGCACGGAAAUGGCCCAGUUGGUCUGCGGAGGCUGCCAUACCUUACUAAUGUAUAUCCGUGGAGCAACCAGCGUUCAAUGUUCGUGUUGUUUCACUGUCAAUCUGGCCUUGGAAGCAAAUCAGGUGGCACAUGUGAAUUGUGGGAACUGCAGAAUGUUACUAAUGUACCAGUAUGGAGCAAGAUCUGUAAAAUGUGCAGUUUGCAAUUUUGUGACAUCAGUUGGGGGCUCGGAAAGCGCUGCCGAACAGAAGUUCAACAGCUAAAAGGUUACAUUACGCCCAAGUUGAUUGUCAGAAGCUACAACUUUGGUUUUGCACAUUACAAAUAUAUUUCUCCGCAUUUACAUUGAAUCGGAAAAUUGAGGAAACUCCCUCCUAGCUUUGUAUCGAGUUAUUUUACCUUAAGUGACUUAUGAAAUAAGCAGUUUUGGUUAGCUGAUUGGAUGCAUUAUAUAAGUAAUUCGAUCGGAGAAGACCUGUAACAGUUUGAGCAAUCGGUUAUCUUCCGAAUUCCGAUACGAAAAACUGCGAUUUCUUUUACUUUGCAAUGAAUAUGAGUGGUAAUAAAUACAGGGCAUAAAGUCCAUCUAUGAUA
Messenger RNA from Hibiscus syriacus, 1067 nucleotides. Its product is annotated as protein LOL1-like. Lineage: Eukaryota; Viridiplantae; Streptophyta; Magnoliopsida; Malvales; Malvaceae. The transcript is spliced from 6 exons. The record is from RefSeq and is a predicted model, not a curated record. Bases 281 to 736 code for a protein of 151 amino acids.